This is a messenger RNA of Dendrobium catenatum, 1263 nucleotides long. RefSeq names its product exosome complex exonuclease RRP44 homolog A-like. Lineage: Eukaryota; Viridiplantae; Streptophyta; Magnoliopsida; Asparagales; Orchidaceae. The transcript has 7 exons. The record is from RefSeq and is a predicted model, not a curated record. The coding region runs from base 83 to 871 and encodes 262 amino acids.
UUUUUAGUAUAAAAAUUUUAAUUUCUUAUAAAAAACCUGUUUUAAUAACCAACAAAAAAAUCGUCCAAACGAAGUUUUAAUCAUGGAAACUGACGUGAUGCUCUAUCAGAUUGCUUUGUUUGAGAAUCCAGCGAUAAAAAAUGCCGUCGUGCUCUCGGAGGUUUAUUAUAGGAUCAAGGCUCUCUGCACCAAUGCUACGAAGAGCUUCUUCGUUUUCUACAGCGAGAAUCAUAGGGAUGCUUAUGUGGAAGAGAAGGUUGAGAAGAUCUGUAAUUUUGUUAAACAUUUAUUGUGGCUCAUAAAGAAAAUAUUUCUGUUUUUAGAGGAGUCGUAUGUAAGGUCUCUUCAGCAGCCUAAUUUGCCGGACUUGGUUGCCAUCCCAACAUCUCUAAACAUUUUGAAGGGAGAACUCGAUGAUCUAAGACUAUCAAAGCGGGAAGUCAUCUACCCAGAGCACAAACUUGCGUUAGAGAUUACUUCUGGCCUGCUCCAUGGAAUAUACCAUAAAGGAAGGUUUCGAGUUAACCGUUACAAUCCAUUAGUGGGCUAUGUUGGUGAUGAGAUAGCAAUUUGUGAUAAGGUUAACAUAAAUAAGGCUUUUGGUGGAGAUAUUGUUGCCGCAGAGCUCUUGUGCCCUCAAUACCAGCGGACUGAGGAGAAUUCCUUGAUUGUUGAGGAUGUUAAUGGUAAUGUUGAUGAUGCUCCAAGGAAUGCAAAUAUAGCAAAAGCUUGGGCUGGAUUUAGACCUAAUGUUUUCACCUUGCUCAUUUGGCAAUGUCAUUGGUAUUAUAAAGAGAAAUUGGAGCUCGACACCCAAAUCUAUUUCUACUAUUCUAAUACUGGAUGGACGCAGAAACUGAUGAUCCUCUGAAUAUUGGAAUUUAUCCAAUUAGAGAGGCAAAUCAGAUGAUUGAAGAAUUUAUGUUGGCUUGCAAUUUUUCUAUUGCCAAAAUGAUAUUGAAGCAUUUUCCAUCGUGUUUAUUGCUGCGGUGUGCCACGUUAGCUUUGGGUGGAAUCUGAGUGUAUCCAUCAAUCAAGUUGUACUGCUACACCUUACCUUAAUUACAACAAUCGAGCUCAUCGGGGGUCCUCCACCCUGCUUGAGUUUUGGAGUUUUGUACAUUAAAAAGUUUUUCCCGUACAACAUUGUGAUGCUAUAUACCCGAGUAUUAUGACAAAAUAUAAUGAGAGUGGAGUGCCAUGGCACUCUAAACCCUAGUAUUGUGUGGUGCCAGACCUCGAUGCUAUCAAGCAGAGUGGAGA